AUGGUGGUAAGAGUCAUCUGCGAACGCCUUCCAACAAACAGUAACGUUGUGCCGCCAAACAAAACAAUCCAAGAUGAUAUCGACUUCAUCAAAGGCAUCGUCUCUAAGGAGGUUGCUGCAGGCACGCAUCUCACUGUCAUUGGUCACUCGUGGGGAGGCAUGCUUGCUUCUGCAGCUUUAGCGAAUUUUGCUGUUUCGCCCGGGUCAAAAGAAGGAGGCGUCACUGACAUGAUCUUCAUUACCGCCUUCAUUCCUUCGGAAAAUGAUUCAUUGGCCAGUCUCUCUGGUAGAAAGCUGCCUCCAGCGCUUGUUGCUGAAUCUGACGGGACUCUGGUGCCGACUGAUCCCAUUCAUCUUUUCUAUCAUGACCUCCCAGAGGAGGAAGCUCAGUAG
Fusarium proliferatum ET1 is the source of this 393-nucleotide messenger RNA. RefSeq lists its product as uncharacterized. The transcript has a single exon. Bases 1 to 393 code for a protein of 130 amino acids. The record is from RefSeq and is a predicted model, not a curated record. Lineage: Eukaryota; Fungi; Ascomycota; Sordariomycetes; Hypocreales; Nectriaceae.